AUGGCUACGGGUGACUCAUCUCGGUCGCAAGUCACACCAUACUUGAUUUACCUCGUGUUUAUCGUCACGUUGGGCCCUCUUCAGUUUGGCUAUCAUCUGGCUGAGCUCAAUGCCCCGCAAGCAGUCGUGACGUGCGAGAAGAAAAGUAUCCAUGGCUCCAGCGCUGGCCUGAAUGGCCUACCGCAAUGCAUUCCCAUGAAUCCCUCGCAGUUCGGCUUGGUCUCGUCAAUCUACACCCUCGGUGGUCUACUAGGAGCCCUGCUGGCAGGGCCAGUAUCGACCAAGUACGGACGCCGAAUUGCGUUGCUCACGACGACCGUCUUCUUUGUGCUAGGUCCCGUGGCAGAGACCCUCGCACCCGCGAUCCCAAUACUCGCUUUGGGCAGAUUCCUUUCCGGCAUCGGGUCUGGUGCAGCGAUCGUGGUUGGUCCUAUUUACGUGUCUGAGAUAGCGCUGCCAGAGUCUCGAGGUUUCUUCGGCGCUUUCACCCAAGUCAUGACCAAUGUCGGUAUCUUGUUAACCCAAGGUCUCGGAUACUUCUGGAGCCAUGACAGUUUCUGGCGGCUGAUUCUCGGCCUGGCCGGUAUCAUCGGAGCGUUGGAGCUUCUAGGUCUAGUUAUGGUCCCGGAAAGUCCGACUUGGCUCGCUGAGCACCACUCCGUGAGCCAGGCUCGCCGGGUCUUGCAGCGUAUCCGCGGCAAGGAUGCCGAUAUUGAGGCCGAGACCCAGACCUGGAGAACUUCGGGGGCCCCUGAAGAGGAGUCUCUGCUGGCUCCCGCGGCCGGCGAUCUACCCUCCAAACAAGAGCCCGUGACUAUCAUGCAGGCCAUUCGUGAUCCUUUCUACCGGCCAGCCAUCAUCGCCGUCGUGGGGGUCAUGAUUGCCCAGCAAUUGACCGGUAUCAACAGCAUUAUCAUGUACAGCGUCUCCUUGCUACAGACCAUUCUACCUACGACCGCAGCGCUUCUGACUGUGUUAAUAUCAGCCAUUAAUCUCGUCAUGACGCUGGCAUGCUCCCCAUUACCCGACCGCAUUGGUCGGAAGACCUGUCUACUUCUGAGUAUCGGCGGCAUGGGCACUAGCUCGAUUCUAUUGGCACUGGGGAUCUACUUUAAUCAGAAGAUCGCAUCCGCGAUCGCCGCCCUGUUGUUUGUGGCCUGCUUUGCGGUUGGUCUGGGCCCGGUACCUUUCAUCUUGGCCUCGGAGCUCGUAGGUCCCGAAGCGGUUGGCGCGGCGCAAAGUUGGGCGCUGGCGGCCAACUGGACCGCGACCUUUGUGGUCGCGCAGUUCUUCCCCGUGCUGAAUGAUGCGCUCGGGGGCCGCGGAAAGGUAUAUUGGGUCUUUGCAGCGAUGGCGGGGCUCCUGGGGACAUUUAUUUACCGCUGGGUUCCGGAGACCAAGGGCAAGGCGAAUGCUGAUGAGGUUUGGGGUCGGGUUGACCGACGACAGGAUUAA
Molecule: messenger RNA, 1455 nt
Organism: Penicillium cataractarum
Lineage: Eukaryota; Fungi; Ascomycota; Eurotiomycetes; Eurotiales; Aspergillaceae
Product: putative MFS glucose transporter
Exons: 2
Coding region: 1-1455 (484 amino acids)
Biological process (GO): monosaccharide transmembrane transport
Cellular component (GO): membrane
Molecular function (GO): hexose transmembrane transporter activity
Source: RefSeq, a predicted model, not a curated record